Molecule: messenger RNA, 1451 nt
Organism: Alnus glutinosa
Lineage: Eukaryota; Viridiplantae; Streptophyta; Magnoliopsida; Fagales; Betulaceae
Exons: 1
Coding region: 239-1348 (369 amino acids)
Cellular component (GO): endoplasmic reticulum
Source: RefSeq, a predicted model, not a curated record
UUAAGAGCAAAUGCAUUUAUCCUAUCGCCGGACCCGGAUGUAUAUUUUCUUCCAAAUCGUCGCUUCCAGUGUAGAACAAGGCUGAAAACCAGUCCUUGAAACCAAAACAGCAACCCCUUUGACAAGAAAACAUUUCAUGAUUUGUUUGACAAGAAAGAGUGCAAAAGUAAUUGGAUAACUCCAGAGUCCAGUCCUGUAUAAAUAGCUGCAUCCACCCUAUUGUGGCUACACUUGAAUAAUGUCUCCAAUCACGUCCUCUCCAUUCCUAAUCUUCAUCUUCACCUUCCUCUUCCUUCUGGUCGGCCCCGUGCCACUAAUCCUCGCCGGCAAGCCCCACGCCAUCAGCUUCCGAUCCCCCAAUCUCUACCCCGAAGGCCUCGCGUGGGACCCAUCGGCCCAGCACUUCCUCGCGGGGUCCAUCCGCCAGCGUAAGGUCGCCGCCGUGUCCGACGCAGGCGUCGUCGAGACCUUAAUCUCCGACUCCUCCCUCCCCGAAAACGUCAGCGUUCUGGGCCUCGCCGUGGACUCCGCCAAACGCCGUCUCCUCGCCGUUAUCCAUGCCGCGGACCCACUCCCCCACUUCAAUGCCCUCGCCGCCUACGACCUCCGUUCCGGUAACCGCAUCUUCCUCUCUCUCCUGCCCUCAGACGACGCCACCGCCAGCACACGUCAGAUCGCGAACGAUGUCACCGUGGACUUCAGAGGCAACGCCUACGUCACCAACGCGGCCGGAAACUACAUCUGGAAAGUCAACGCCGACGGAGACGCUUCCAUCUUCUCUAGAUCGCGGGCCUUCACGGCCCAUCCCGUGGACCGCGACGCACCGUUCAGUCACUGCGGGCUCAACGGGAUUGCUUACGUCAGCAAGGGGUACCUCCUGGUGGUGCAGUCCAAUACGGGGAAGAUGUUCAAGGUUGACGAGGAGGACGGCACGGCGAGGCUGGUGUUGUUGGACGAGGAUUUGACUAUGCCGGAUGGGAUCGCGAUCCGGAGCGACGGCGUCGUUUUGGUGGUGUCUUCGAGUAAGUUGUGGUUCCUGAAGAGUCCGGAUAGUUGGGGGGAGGCAGUUGUAUUUGACAAAAUUGACCUCGAUAGCGAGGGGUUUCCUACUUCGGUGGCAGUGGGAGCUGAGGACAGGGUGUACGUGUUAUAUGGGCAUGUCUUGGAGGGUAUGAUGGGGAAUGUGGAGCGGGAGAGGUUUAGCAUAGUGGAGGUCAGCUCAGAGAAGGAGAGUGGGGAAGAGAAGGUUUGGGUGUAUGUUCUCGUAGGGUUCGGUUUGGCCUACUUCUUGUUCUGGAGAUUUCAGAUGCGCCAGCUUGUUACCAACUUGGACAAAAAGACCAAUUAAUUGUAGCAUUUUCAAUUUUUUUUUUUUGUUUUUUUUUGUUUUUUUGUUUUUUUUGUUUUUUUAUCAAAAUUCUAAUAAAAGCAGAAUGGGUUUUUCUGGCUAA